Messenger RNA from Cuscuta epithymum, 1452 nucleotides. The record is from the annotation of a GenBank genome assembly. NCBI's taxonomy places the organism in Eukaryota, Viridiplantae, Streptophyta, Magnoliopsida, Solanales, Convolvulaceae.
UUAUUAUACUUCUUCAUGGUAUCAAGAGCCUUUCUCUAACGAGAUUCAAUUUUUUUCCGAUCCAAUCAUGUCGGCUAUCACUCCCACCACGCCGGUCAUCUCCCUUACGGCAUCAAACCACUUUCCCAUCAAACUCACCACAUCAAACUACCCCGUCUGGAAGUGUCAGGUUCACUCCGCUCUCGUUGGUCUCGGCCUCGACGGAUAUGUGGACGGUUCAAUUGCAGCGCCGGACAGAUACAUGGAUGCUGCCAAGACUCAGCCGAAUCCAUGCUAUGCUAUUUGGUAUCGUCAAGAUCGCACUAUCAUUAGUGCAUUACUUGGGAGUUGUGCCGACGCCAUCCAACCCUUGAUCUCGUCUGUUACGACGGCAAAACAAGCCUGGGAUAAGCUCUCACUCACGUAUGCGAGCACAUCACGGGGCAGAAUAAUCUCCCUUAAAACUGCCCUCUCCCGGACUACAAAAGGCGGCAGAUCAAUCACCGAAUAUAUUGCUGAGAUGUAUGCUCUUUCCGAGGCACUGGCCCUCGCUCAAAGCCCUAUUCCUGAGGAAGAUUUGGUGAUUAAUAUUCUUAACGGCCUAAGUCCUGAUUAUGGUGAAUUAAGGUCUGCAAUUCGCGUGCGUAAUACACCACUCCCGUUGGCAGAGCUUCAGGACAUCCUCCUGGAGCAUGAACAAAAGCUACAUGAAGCAGGUAUGGCGGUGCAGCAGCUAGUACCCACUGCACACUUUACCCAAGCUACAGGUCGCACGGGUGACACAUCCAUGCAGGUAGACCGCCGUCCCAUGCAGAUCAAUGAUCGCCGUGGUCAACAUACCCGUCGUGGUCGCGGUGGACACAACUCUGGACAGUACCGGGACCCGCCAUCUCAUGGAAUUGUGUGUCACUUCUGUAAUUUCUCAGGGCAUGAGGUCAAACAGUGCCGGAAAUUACAGCGGUUUUUGCGUGAUCAUCGGAUCAUCACUUCAUCGGGUUCUGGCUCUCCGUCAGUUCAUCACACGGCAGUCAACCCUAUGACCAAUGGUCAACAAUGGCUAUUUGACAGUGGGGCCUCCCAUCAUGUAACCUCAGAUAAUUCAAAUCUUCCGAAUUAUGCCGAGUAUGGAGGCCCGGAUGAGGUUCAUCUUGGUGACGGAUCAGGUAACGGGAGCGGUACUCAUGCGCGGGGAGAACAUCCAUGAUGUCUAUUAUGUUCAGUCACCACACUCUCCACAAAUCAAUCUGUCUCGGGUCUUCAGUCCAUCCCACUGGCAUCACACAUUUGGUCAUCCGUCUCGUCGUAUUCUUAAUAUGUUAAUUCAUCAAAAUAAAAAUGUUACUCCGUGUAACAUCAAGCUUAGUGAGUCUCAUUGUUCGUCCUGUCAUAUUAAUAAAAGCACUAAACUGCCUUUUUCCAUUAAUACUAUGCAAGCCCAUUCUCCUCUUGAGUUAAUAUACAGUGAUGUUUGGA